Molecule: messenger RNA, 338 nt
Organism: Staurois parvus
Lineage: Eukaryota; Metazoa; Chordata; Amphibia; Anura; Ranidae
Source: the annotation of a GenBank genome assembly
CAGAUAUAGUGAAUGCGGGGUCCGGGGAGACCAGAUAUAGUGAAUGCGGGGUCCGGGGAGACCAGAUAUAGUGAAUGCGGGGUCCGGGGAGACCAGAUAUAGUGAAUGCGGGGUCCGGGAGACCAGAUGUAGUGAAUGCGGGGUCCGGGGAGACCAGAUAUAGUGCAUGCAGGGUCCUGGGAGACCAGAUAUAGUGCAUGCAGGGUCCUGGGAGACCAGAUAUAGUGAAUGCAGGGUCCGGGGAGACCAGAUAUAGUGAAUGCAGGGGUCCUGGGAGACCAGAUAUAGUGAAUGCAGGGUCCUGGGAGACCAGAUAUAGUGAAUGCAGGGUCCGGGGA